Molecule: messenger RNA, 9514 nt
Organism: Spirodela intermedia
Lineage: Eukaryota; Viridiplantae; Streptophyta; Magnoliopsida; Alismatales; Araceae
Source: the annotation of a GenBank genome assembly
AUGGCUACCGACGGAGCGGCCGACGCCGCCGAGGUCGAGAAUCUCUACCAGUAUGGCGAGCGCCUCAAUGAAGCGAAGGACAAAUCCCAGGUUUGUUUCCUUACCGAGCCGCUAGUACUCCGAUUAGGGUUUUCCCCAUCGGCUCCUCGCGUUUAUCUGCGCGUGGUCUGACCCUGUUUCUCCGUGUUCUGUUAAUGCAGCAUGUGGGCGACUAUGAAGGUAUUUUAAUGGCGGUGCAGCAGGGUAGUACGAAGGCGAAGCAGCUGGCUGCUCAGCUUAUCCCGAAGUUUUUCAAGUUCUUCCCGGGGCUCGCCAGCAAAGCCGCCUCUGCGCACUUUGACUUACUCGAAGAGGAAGAGCUUGGGGUAACAUCUGCGGCUCCGCUCCUCUCAGUUGCCUUUUUAUUUUGCGAUCCUAGUUAAUGAGUGCUUAUAUUCACUGGUAUUUGGGAGAAUCCUUCCGGCAUAUUGCUGCUGGAAAACUACUUCUCUUAGUUUUCGGGUUGACUCGACCAUUUUGUACCGUUCAAGGGAGAGGAGAGAAGGCGAGCAUUCUUGACUCCUUGGUCUGUUGUGAAAUUCGUUUUAUUAACCUCUAAAACAAUUGUUUUCUCCAUAAAGAUGGCUUCCUACUUAUAAAUUUUAAACAUUGAAAUAAGUUUUUGCUUAGGUUCAUCACAUAUUUAAUGUUGAAAGUCAUAAAGAGGGGAAAAGGAAAGUUUGGAAGAGGAAGUAUGAAAGGGAGAUUUGUAUAAGCGUAGAAAAUAACUGAACACGUAGUUUCUCUAAACGCUCCUACUAGUUCCAACGGAAUAUUGUUUUUCAUAUUUAGUUUAAAACACCUUUUAGUCGGACAGGCGAGUAAAAUAUACAGGAAAAUUUAUAAGACAUUUCAUAAAUUGAAGAAGAGCUGGUUUGGUUCUUUAACAAUUUUCAUUCUGAUGGGGAUGGUCUCUUUCCCCGAAAACGGUACUUUUGUAGAAAAAUAAAACGUGGUGCUCACUAUCCGGAAAAUAUCCUCCAAAAGUAAAUGUCGAAUUUUGAUGAGCUCGGGUGCACGAGCUGUUUUGGUGACGAGAUAAUGUAAUGCCCUUGCAGCAGUAUUUCAUCCUCCUUUAUGUGAAAAUAGAGCUUCUUAAAGUUAGGAUCUUUUUCCGGUCUCUUCAGUAUCACUCUUGUUAGCUGGUUUAGUCCUUUAAAAGAUGACCAUUUCAUGCCUGAAUUUCACAUUGUGACAUAUAUCUACUAACCCGUGGGAAUUUCGGUUAUGCGUCAAUUUUAAUAAACGGGAUCUCUCCCUAAUCAGACUUCAUAAUUUCGAACGACACCUUUCUCUCUGUAACACAUGUAUUUGUAAUUCCCAUCCACUUUCGGAAUGCAAUGUGUGCCAUCUGCAUUCUCAAUCUAUUUCUCACUAAUUCAGGUUUCACCUUUUGACGGCCUAUCUCCAUAUCUACUAUCAUAUUGCUUUUUUCCGUGAGAAGUGAAGAUGCUUGUUAAAUUUCUGUUGCUGUUUGGUAGUGGCUCAGACUAUUGUAUGCUUCAAUAUCGAGUGUUUGUUUUUUUAGAAUAAUUGCAGGCAAUCCUAGACUUUCUUAAGUUAGCCUAUUUUGAAGGUAGCCGAAGACAGAUUCUUGAGUUAUUUGGUGCUUUACGAGAGAAACUACGUUGGUAGUUUGUCAGUAUGCUUAAACACAGUUGUAAUUUCAGAUUGACCAUAACUUACAUGCCCAUGUUAUACAGCGUGUUACUGUUCUUCUUUUAUCUUUACAUGCAUUCUUCUAUUUUUUUGUUGCCACUGUUAGUCUGGACUAUAUUUUAUUUUAUUAUUCUAAUAAAAAUUAUUAUUUCACUCAUUUGAACCCGUCACAUUCGAUAUUACCAUGAGGUGCUUAUAUACGACUAUCCAAUCGUUUGGUUGUAGACUUCUGAAUAUCUGAUGAAGGAUUGUUUUGGAGCCCUCUCCAUUUAUAUUAUUCUUCAAAAGAGCAUGACUUUUGAGAGAGAUAUCGAGCUAAUUUGGAUUUUACCCUUUUUCCAUUGAUUUUUUUCUGGUGCUGCAUAAAGUCUACGCAGAAAAUUUGGUAGUGCUGUUUCCUCUAAAAUCUUAGAGGAAGGGAUAGGAUGAAGAUGUGGAGAUGGAAAAAGAGAGACGAAAGGGAAAUUGUAGCAGAGAGAAAUUAAGAAAUAAUGGGGAACUUAGAUCCUAAAGAAAAUGGAAUGCUUGUGGUAGCCACAGUAGUACUUAGCAAAUCGUACCUGUGGGAGGCUGAAGUGUGAGCACCGGUGGCUGCAGUAGAAUGAAAGAUAUGUUCUUAUUGUUUUUCUUUUCUUCUUUUUGGUUCUGUUGUCUUGAUUACCUUGAGGCUGGGAGAAAACCGUUGUAAUUGGUUGCAACAUAUCCGAACUCUAUUUUAGAGUCUCCCCUGGAAUAUAAUAGUCUGGUCUUCAUUCAUUUUUACUUAAUCGUGUCUAAUUUAGUUUGUUGUCUGAUUCAUGCUUUGGAAGGAUCAUCUUAAUUAGCACUAUUAGUUUUUGGCCUGUUCUCCAUAGUAUACAAACGCAUCUCCUUGGAAAUACGCCAGUCCAUUUCAUAUCACUGGUAUCUCCAUCCGGGACAACAAUUUACGGUUGGAGCCGUAUUGAAAUUUGGGUUUUCUUUGCUCCUGAUGAAUGUUUGGUGCAUAAAAGCUGAUUUAUCUGUUAAUAAGACCAAAUACUCCAUGUGGGAGUAAUUUUUCGUUGUCCUCACUUCUAGAGUCUUGCUGAACUUAUACUGUGGAUAACAUGCUGGGGUAGAUGAAACCUAGGCAUGCAAGAAUCAAACAGCUUGGAAGCGAAUACUUGUUGGCUCUGCUUCCCCUAUUCAUAUCUGGACUCAUUCGAAAUUACACCGGUAUCAUUUUUUUUUAAAGUUCAGAAUAUAUACAAUGGAUUGCUUUUUUUCGUGCAAGUUGUUGCCCGAAAAUUUUGCUUUUUGUUUUGAAAUUUCUUCAAUCUCUUCUUCUUCUGACAGAUGGCCACAUGAACUUUUUGGUUCUUAAUGAAAUUAUAGUGCUUGCCAUAUGAGGCUGUGAUAUUUUCCCCUUUUCUCCAGUGCUCCUUGCAGAUGCUUAAUGUUUUUUAUGAAUGGAACUAAAAUGAAGUUUCCUUAUUUAUGUUACAGAUCAGGGUUCAAGCCAUUCGUGGACUUCCUCUUCUAUGUAAAGAUACACCCGAUUAUGUUACUAAAAUUGUUGAUGUCCUCGGUCAACUUUUGGUAGCUGGUAAGUUUUUGUUUUUGUGUGUUUCAGAGUUCUUAUCGAUUUCUGCAAUAUUAACUAUAUUUUUUCCUUAAAGAGGAAAAUGUGGAGCGUGAUGCUGUGCACAAGGCUCUCAUGUCUCUUUUGAGACAAGAUGCGAAAGGUAAUGUGUAUCGUUGGAAUAAUAUAAGAUUCAUCAUUUGAGAUUUGCUUUUAUUCUUUACUGAAUGCUAAGCCGUAAAAAUGCUCUAUGUUAAACAAAAAAUCUUGCAGGAAAACUCACAAAUUCAUGCUACUGCUGAAUUGUCUUUUACCUGAUAUUUUAUUUCGUAUAUCCAAUAAAUAUGAAACGUUUUGUUUUUUAAUAGUUGAAUUUCAGAGUGUGGAAUGAAAAAAAUCGACAAUUUUCCACUUUAGGAAUCUAUCAUUUUGAGUAAUGGAAUCGCUUGAUGUGAAUUCUAAAGGAUCAGGAAUAUUUUGGCAAGAGGGGACAUGUUGCUUCUAUUAGUGAAAUUGACAUUCCAGAUGACUUCAUUUCUUUGUUCCUGAGUGGUCUCAAUUCAUUGCCUAGUUUUCCACAACUAUUCUCAUCUGGGUUCAAAAAAUCUUAGGCGAGGGAAAUUCAAUUUUUCACAUUUUAAAAGAUGGAAAAUAUAAUAUUGGUCUUUUCGUGCCUCUUGAGGUUCAUUUACAACGAUCAAAUUCUUUGUUGUCCCGCUGAUUUAGGAACCUCAAGGAACUUGUUCAUGAUAAUUCAGUACUCAGGUGAUGCUCUCCUUUUAAUGCGUGUUUUUGAACUUUUGCAGCUUCCCUGUCAGGCUUGUUUAAGCAUGUUGAAUCAAGUGAUGAGAAUAUCCGUGAGAAGGUUAUUUAUUUCCUCAAGGACAAAGUAUGUUUCUUGAUUCUUUACUCAAAACUUUACAAUAAUAUCCAAAGGUACAUAUUGUUUGUGUUUAAACUUCAAUUUACCAAAUUAUGUCCAUUCCAGGUGUUUCCUCUCAAAGCGGAGCUUCUAAAGCCUCAAGAGCAAAUGGAAAGACAUGUGACAGAUUUAGUUAAAAAGGUAUUUUUGGUUUAUAUUUUCUAGACUUGGAGAUCAUUUUUGCUAGUAGUUGAGUUGGUUCGUUUAUACAAGUGCCCAUAUAUGUGAAUUUUUAAACUCUUGUUCUGAGUGUUGUCUUUUCAUAAUAGAUGCAUCAGACAUGUUCUAUUUUAAAAUAUUUUUUGGGUAUCAAUCAUACCCGUAAAUUUAAAUGCACUAUGUGUUUUCAGAGUUUGCGAGAUGUCACUGGUGCAGAAUUCAAAUUGUUUAUGGACUUCCUCAGCAGUUUGAGCAUUUUUGGAGAAAGUGCUCCUCCAGACCGCAUUCAGGAACUUAUUGAAAUCAUUGAGGGGCAAGCUGAUCUAGAUGUGCAAUUUAAUGUAAGUAAUUAUUAUUAUUUAAUUCAUGUCACCUUUUUAAAAUUGUGCAGCUAUGUUAGCAAAAGGGUCUCGAUAAUAUGUUUUGUUAAAUUACUGUGCAAAUAAAACAUUUUCAAAAAUUGUUUUGAAGGCUGUGAUGUCUAAGGAACAGGUUACCUCUGAAGAGAUCCAAAUGGGAGAGACCUUAUGAUUUUUCGCUUCACGUUACACAUUUUUGAGAUGCAUGUGGUUCUAAGCACUGCAUUUGGAUUCUUUGUUUCUUGGUCUUGCUAAUGUGCUCUUAAAUCUGUCCUGCAGGUUUCUGAUAUUGACCAUAUAGACCGAUUGAUUUCGUGUAUGUUCAUGGCUGUUCCAUAUUUUAUGGUAUGUGUAGGAUGCCAAACGUUUUUCUUUCUGCUAGGUUGGACUAUUUUGUUCUCUUAUCAUAGAUUCUUUCUAUUUAUUUUUUAAAUGACGAUUUGUUUUUCUCCAGAGAGGUGCAUCAAGCAGCAAGUUUCUCAGUUACUAUAACAAAUGUGUGAUUCCUGUUUUUGACAAGGUAUUUAUUAUGAAUUCCUGCUCUAACGAGACCUAUUUUUUUCCAGUUUUCAUUAAUAAUUAUAAGUUAUCAAUCUUCAUCUGGAUACUCUCUGAGACCUAGGCUUGAUGAAUUGGCUCGGAUUUAUGUUCCUGAUUAUCUUUGAGUGCCCUGUUCAGAUGAACCCUGGAUAACAAAAUUAAAUGACAGGGAAAAAGGAAAGAAGUGAGAAUAAAAGGAUAGUAAUAGAGAGUGAAGUGGAACGAAAACGAGAAAAGAGUUAUUAGAUGGAGAGGGGAAGAGAGGGAGCAGAAAGAACAACGUGAGAAAUGAAGCAGAAUACCGCCGUGAAAAUAGGUUAAUGGCUAGUAUCUUAACUAUUUGUCAGGGAGGUAGAAUUAGCAUUUGUAAUUGAUAAUGUUGGGGCUUUUUUUUCACUUCCCUUUUCAUGUAUUUUGGGGAAGUUCUAUCGGCUGUUAGAAAAAUUGCGAAUAGCAUCUGAAUCGUUUUGUUAACUCCUUUUUGUGGAAAACUCGGUAGGAUGGCUGUUGAAACUUAGCUUUUUUGUUAAAAGAAUUGUUACUCCUUUGGUGUUGGUUUGCCCAACAAAAACUUGAUUCUGCUCCAAAAUAGCUCUCUUGAGUCUCGUUGGUUAGUUUCUAGCCAGAUUUCUGACAGGGAAACAUAUCACUGCUAGUGUUUUUCUUCAAACAGUGGCAUAUUCUUUUAUUUUUUAGAGGAGCAUAUGAUUGGCUAAAUGUAUCUAUCAUUUGGAGACUCUUUUUCCAAGUCCAUGUACGUGACGGUUUAGGAAGUUUACAUCUUGUAGUCUGGCAUUUUUUUUAAGUAAUUGAGUCCCUCAUUUUCAAAUUAGUUUUCUUUUCUUGACUUCACCCUCUUUAAAGGGACUAAGUUAAGCAUAUAUCCAAAAGUAGCUAAAAAAGCUAUUUAACCUUUUAGCUCAUUUUCACACGCAUUUGCAUUGGUGAAAAACUUCCCUGAGCUUAAACCUACCUUUUUGGAGAGAUGAAUCUAUGAGCAUCUAGAGCUGAUAGGAAAAUAUCAUCUAUCAAAGAAUCCUCCGAAGGCCGCUCAUUCAUCAAUCCACUAAGUUGCUGUGAAUUGCUUGAAGUGCAUGAUUCCUAUCCUUUUGUAUAUCUUUAAGCCAUGGUAGUGAUCUUCAGUUGUUCACUAUUGGCCUUCUGCAAUUUUUUGUUUGUUUGUUGCCACAUCUUUACAGUCCUGGUCAGUGAGAAAGUUGAUAUGCUUUCUUCAAUAUCUGUUAUUUCGGAGGGUAACAAGACAUCUUCAUAUCACUUAGUCUGCAGUUGUAUUAUGUUUUUCUGACGAGUUGAAUAAAAAUGUGCAAAGGGAUAUAGUUUACUCAAAAUUAUUGUUCAUCAGAAGUAUAGGUAGUGAAGUAUGCUUAUGUAAGCCAUUUCAACUGCUCUACUAUGAACUGGUUGGUUUUGCUUCUCCCAGUGAUACUGUGAGCAUCAUGAAACAAAUCAUGUGUCUCUACCUUAUUUUCUUUCAACCUCACAGUAACAUUUUUCUCAGUUGCGUCUAAACUCAUUGCUGAAUAGCAAAUGUCAGGCACUGUUUAGUGUAUGAUGUACGGACAUUUAAUUUCCCUAUUUUCAUUACAAGAUAUAUGAUGGCUGAAAAGCAAAUUCCAUUUUUUUGGUGAUAUUCUUGCAUGUUUACCGGUUACCUUUUCAUGUUCAGCUUCCUGAAGAACGAAAGCAAGAUUUGCUCAAGACACUUGCUGGUUGCUCACCGUAUGCAAUGCCUCAGGAUUCACGCCAGAUUCUUCCAUCUAUUGUACAACUUCUGAAGGUGCUCCUUUUUCACAAAAUUGCGAGUUUCAGUUCUUAAUGAUCUGAUUUGGAAUAUGAUCUUAUUUUUAUUAUUCAGUUGUACUUUUUUAUCUCUGCUAUAUGUCAUAAUUUACAUGCCAUUUUUACAUCGAGCUUUAGUAUUUCACUUCCCUAAGCUCAUUACUUAUUUUCCCACCAUUUCUUUCUGGAAUACCUUAUUGAUGUUGCGCUCUCUCUCUCUCUCUCUCCCAUCAUGCAGAAGUUCAUGUCUCGGAAGAAAGCAGGAGAAGGAAUGAACUUUAGUUAUGUUGAGUGCCUUCUCUAUACAUUCCACCAUUUGGCUCAUAAGGUAAUCACGGCUCUUUUUGUGUGGCCUUCUACGAAUUUCUGCUUCUAGCAUUCCUUUUAUUCAGAAAUCAUGGUGCAGACUCCCAACUCCACCAACAGUCUCUGUGGUUACAAGAUUGUGACCGGUCAACCGUCAGACAGACUCGGGGAGGAUUUUUCAGAAAAUUACAAAGAUUUCACCGAGAGGUAAUCCAUGUUUCAGUGCUUUUAUUCCCUGUUGUGCUAAGAAUGUAAGCAUUUAGUGGUUCCUUCAUCUUUCACUGCGUUACUGUUAUAUUCAUCUCCUUGUUGGAAGAACACUUUCUCUGGAAUAGAUAAAAAUAUUAUUUUAAUGCAGCCAAGCGGAGUCUGUGAGAAAUAAGUCGAUUUAAAUUCAAGCUACACCUUUUAUUGCUGGCAUUUACACAGACAAAGGUUGGGGUUUUUUUCUAAAUAAAGUAGGGAGUAUACUUUCACCGUUAUUUUAUAAAUUUAAAUCUCUGCACUCUGAUAGUGUCAUAGGCUAGUAUUAGAUAAUAUUUUCCCAAGAACUACGUGGUGCAGUGGAUCUACCAUCAUUCCUGCUGCACUCUCGAUGGGAUCAAUGCUCCGUCAUCUACUUUAGAAAGUCUGACAAGAACCCAGACGUCGCUUUGUAAUCUUCGAUCUUCAGUAUGGAUCUAUCUUUGCCAGUAAACUUCCUCUAGAUUCCAGGCAAUUCUUUCAUGAUCUCACCCCAAGGAAAGACAUUUUUCAUGCACAUUUUCACCCUCGCCAGAUUUCGAAGCAAACAUGGCUGUUCAUUCUUCAUGCAGAUAUUUGGGUUUUAGGUUUUUGACGAUUUCAUGUUGGAUCCCUUCGCAACAAGUAAGUUGGAAGUACGAUCACAUAAAUCUCUGGUUCAUCCUUUCGUGUUAUCAUCUGUAGAAAAAAAUGAAGGUCAACUCAUCUGCUACACACCCAGAAGUGGAAGGAGAAUAUGGAAACGAGGAAGAAUUUCUAAAACCCGGUAUUGUCACAGGGUGGUCAGCCUAAGCGUUCCCACCCUUUGCAGAAACAUGUUUCUUGGUCGAAGGGUAAUGUAUCAUCAUAUACACUGAUCACAGGUUGCUGAGCUACCCACAUCAUGGUGAUUAUGAAAUAGGGUAACAACAUUUUAAUGGCAGUGUUCUUGAUCAACUGCACGGAAUGCAGUGAAGUUUUCAGAAGGUGCAUCUUGUUCAGAGAGCCUCCUUCCAUCAGAUCCUUGGAUAUGAACUUCUUCUCCCGUAUGAUCGGAUCGUCUUCAUCUGAUUUAAUCCGGCCAAUUUCCGUUGAAUUUUUGUCAAUUUUUGAUGUGUUUAAGUAAAUAUGAUUUUGUUCAUGCAGAAAAAUGACGAAUUUUUUGUCAACAGUUUCUCUGAUCCCCAACUUUCUGAUGAGACAGGUUGAAGUACACUGAAGAACUGGUGAAGGGCGCCAUAAAGAAGCUUACUCAGGGAAUGGCGGAGCACAACAAGGCGAUGAAUGCCGCGAAGACCGAAGAAGACAAGGCCAAGAUCGUGAGUCUCUCUUGAACUCCUCUCCUUGAACUGGUUCGCAUCUGUUGUAUUCAUCUCUCUUCCUGGAACACACGCAGAAGACCGAAAAGCAGAACACCACGACCGGGCUCCGGGUCUGCAACAACAUUCUAGCAAUGACCCAGGUGGAUAUGAUACUCUCUCUCUCUCUCUCUCUCUAGAUUUCAGUCAUCAUUUCUCUCUCGUGGCUCUGCAUGAUAGUUAAUUCAUCGCCUGUUUCUCUCUCUAGCCGCUGCAUUCGAAGGCCCCUUCGUUCAUCGGGGACGAGAAGAUCACUCUCUCGUGGAAGGAGACGCCGAAGCCACCGCCGAGCAAAGCCGCCGCCGCCGCAGGCACCCUCGUGGGGUGAGGGACCGCCGAGCCUUCACGUCCCUCUUCGACCUCCUCUCUCUCCCCUUUCCUCUUGGUAUUGAAACCUCUCCGUUGGGCUUGCAGAGAGAAGAGAACGGCCUCCGCGACGAUGGGCCCUCGCGCGAAUCAGGCCCCCAAGAAGGCUCGAUCGGAGGGGGCGGCCUUCAAGAACCAGCUCGUGAACAGAGCCCUCGAGGGCCUCUCCUCCCGCGGCGGCCGGAGCAGCGGCAGAGGUCGCGGCUGGGGCGGCCGCGGCAGAGGCCGGAGCUUCCGCUGA